AUGACGCGCCACCCAUCCUUGAAAAAACAUUCCUACAUCCAUCUUUCCAUCAAUCCACCAUGUGCAGAUGCUCUAAGACUCAGGAAAUCAAUUCAGGAUGGUUUAGCAGAGACAUUUGGUAUCACAGCAUCCGGUACUUAUCUUGAUAUCCUCUGGAUUGCUGAAAGUGGAUUCGAGGUCGUCAUACGCCUCUCUAUAGAGGAUGCUUCAAAGGUUAUGGCCGCCGUGGUUAUAACACCUGCCUCACCAAGGUUCUCGUUGAUCAAACAAACAAAUUUCCUCCCAUCUUUACUGUCAAAAGAGAGGCUUACGUGA
Messenger RNA from Suillus clintonianus, 315 nucleotides. RefSeq lists its product as uncharacterized. The transcript is spliced from 2 exons. The coding region runs from base 1 to 315 and encodes 104 amino acids. The record is from RefSeq and is a predicted model, not a curated record. NCBI's taxonomy places the organism in Eukaryota, Fungi, Basidiomycota, Agaricomycetes, Boletales, Suillaceae.